GCACACACCGGCGCGCGCUGCAGCCCCUUUUUCCAAUUCGCCGGCAGGCUUGGCCAAUCACCUGGCGGCAGCAUCGACAACGGCGGCGGCUGCUUCGGUCGCUUCGGCACCGCGGUAGUAGACGGCGCGCGGCUCGGUCGGGCCCUUCAUUAGCGGGCGCGAGGGGGAAAACGAAAGCAAAAGGCCGCAGAAGCAGCAGCGAGCGCAUCGUGUGUGCCAGCGCGCCGCUGUUUGGGGGCGAAAGUGCGUGUCCUCCGAGCGCGACCUCCUCUCGUCCUCUGUUGCUUGCUUGUUUUGUGGCGGCGGUGGUGGUGGUGUCGUCCCGUGUGCAGUGGUGCCCCGGCGCGGAUGUACUGCUAGAGAAAAAAAAAAACAACCGGCGGCCAGCAAUGAACCGUCCGCGGUACGACGUCCCGCCGGAGCUGACGAACCUGCUGCUCGAGUUCACGGUGAACGUGAUGAUCGAGCGGCCCAGCGACCUGGUGGAGUACGCGGCGCGCUACUUCUCCGGACUCCGCGACGAGCGCCAGCGCAGCGCGUCAUCGGGCCGCCCGCCGGCGAUCGCCGAGAACGACGAGGCCAUCUACAGCGACGACGAGGAGCCCAUGCCCAAGCCACCCAGCCGGUUUUCAAGGCGCAAGUCUGUGUUUGCCGAGCACUACGAUCCGGCCGAGGAUGAUGAUGACGAGGGUGCCAAGGUGGUGUAUCCAAAAUCGGACGUGCAACGCGAGAAGCUCGGCGAGGCGGUCAAGAACAUCCUGCUGUUCAAGUCCUUGGACGUGACUCAGAUGCAGGAGGUCAUAGAUGCCAUGUUUGAACGGAAGGUCAAGCCGGGAGAGGUGGUGAUCAAGCAGGGUGACGACGGUGACAACUUCUACGUGAUCCAGACCGGCACAUACAACAUCUUUGUGACCACGGACAGGGAGCAGGACAAGCUGGUUGGCAAGUACGAGGGAUCGGGCAGCUUUGGCGAGCUGGCACUCAUGUACAACAUGCCGCGAGCGGCCACCAUCACGGCCGUGACAGAGGGCUCCCUGUGGGCCAUGAACCGACAGACCUUCCGGCGCAUCGUGCUCAAGAGCGCCUUCAAGAAGCGCAAAGAGUAUGAGAACUUGCUCGAGAAGGUGCCCAUGCUCAAGUCCCUCAAUCACUACGAACGCAUGAACCUGUGUGAUGCCCUGAUGCCACGGGCGUUCAAGGAUGGGGACCUCAUCAUCAUGCAGGGAGACGCUGCAGAUGGUAUGUACUUCAUUGAAGACGGAACGGUCCGCAUCUGCGUCAAGAAAGACGGCGGAAACGAGACGGAGGUAUCGAGGAUCGGCAAGGGUGGCUACUUUGGAGAGCUGGCACUGCUGACCAAGAAACCCCGUGCUGCCUCGGUGUACUCGGUGGGGCCCGUCAAGCUCGCCUUUCUCGACGUCUCGGCCUUUGAGCGACUCCUGGGGCCCUGCAAGGAGAUCAUGAUGCGCAACAUCGACCAGUACGAGGAGCAGAUGGUCCAGGCCUUUGGAGCCAAGGUCAAUGUGGCCGACCUCCGAUGAUGACCCUGAACACGGCCCUAAAAUUUACCACCACCACCACUGCUCCCUCUAUCCCUCGUCACCCCCCUCCCUGCAUCCCCCUAUCCCCCCCCCCUCCUUUACCCCCGUUAACUAGUCGGUCGGGGCUUGCGCAGCCCUGCUCCCUGCAGCGGCCACUGCUGUCGCCGCAAUAAAAGAGGAGCGCACCGAGCGUCGCCAGAGCGCUGGCAGCUGUGUAGAGCUCACGGCGUGUGGCGUCGGCACUGUGUCGCUCUUUCUCAUGGGUCAACAACAACAGCAGCAACACGAGAGCUGUCGUGGCGGCCACUGGCAUACGAGACAGAGCAGAGAGAGAAGGCGCCAGGGCAGCUGGUGACCGCCUCUUCGCUAUUAUCAAUAUUGUUGUUCUUAUUCCUGUGGAUUUUGAAUGAGGCGGGCGAAUGCAUUACCGAAGCUCAGUUUGACAAGUGCUUCCACAUUAGGGGCAAGUCGCACUCUGUCCUGGUGGGAACUUGCGGGAGCCGGCCGCAACGCUGUCCCUCCCCUCUUCCGGGUUGCGAAGAAAGAGGGACACGAUGCGACCUUUGCUGCCGGGAUUCCCCUUUUGUCAUUUUUGUUUGCCUUUUCUUUCCAUUCUGGCGGCGGUGAACUGCCCGUCCGUACAUCGCCUGUAGGACCAUGGUGUUGAGAGGGUAGACUUAGCCAGACUGCCACCGACUGAAGUGUGUCAGAAUGGCAAGCAUCCUUUCUGCAAUAUGCCGCCUCCUGUCACCAGAUGGCUUCACUGAUACAGCCUAACAAGCCCUUGACCAUGGUCCUUGGGUGCUAGAGUGCAGCAACCUUGCCUCACUUAGGCAUUUAUAGCUCGCUCAGUGGCGCCCUCUUGUCACGGCCAUGCUUCCUCAUGGGGUUGAUUAGUGUUUGUACACCUCAUUAAUAUAGUUUGCAGAACGAACUGUGCAUAAUGCAUAGGUCAUUGUGUUUGGUGACACCACCAGUAUUCUUUGCACCGACUUAGGCUGGUGCAAUCAAGCAUGCGUGCCAGAGUCCUUUGAAAGCAUGUCUCACUGGUGUUUCAUGCAGUGUUGGAACGGCAGCGACGACUGCACUGCGUGGUUGAUGCCUUCUUUGCCUUUGUUCAUUUAUUGAGGGAAAAUGCUGGGAUUUUGUAUUUAGUUCACUCCUCAUUUGGAGACACCAAUGUUAGAUUAGACUUAGCAAAAGCUUUGGAGUCAUGCUAUCAAGCUUUUAGUUACAAUUACGAGAAUGAACUGCACCUCUUCUCGUGCUGCCAGAGAUGUGAAAACUCAUUUAAGAAGGUUUAAAAUAAUUCAUGCCUUCAAAAAAGUUGCAGUGGUGUCUCAGUGUUCAAUAGACAAUUGCAUCUCUAAAGAUAGACCAUCUUUAUGUUCUGAACUGGAGCACUGCUCAGCAGUUCCCAUGCUGUGGUUCUUUAGUGAGGUCAUCAUUUUGGUUUUGCAUUUUACCAGUUUAAGUUGUGAAUAAGACGAGGCUGGUUGUGCUCAUUAGGCUCUCUGUGCAGUCUUAUAACUGGCAGCGGAUAAUGUUGCAGGAAAAUGAAAGGAUACCAUAGUUGGUCUUGAUUCGCAGCCAGUGACCACAGCACCCGUUCAUGUCGUGUACAAAUGGAUAUUGUCGCGUUUCGAUGGUGUGCGAGCACCAGAUGUUGUGAAAGGUUGCCGCGGGAGAGACGAAUUGUUGUUACUUUUGCUGAUUGCCUCGCCUCUGUAUGUGCGGCAUGUUGCUGAAAAAGAAGCGCAGUGGAUAAUGGGAGGCAGCGUUUCUCGCAGUUGUCUGAAGUGCGAACAGUGGCAUGCUCUCAGGUUUACCUAGCUGCAUAGCAACAUGUACUGCCUUUAGGGGUUAGGGUAUACACCAAGUACGGUCGUAAGAUAAGUGCAUCCUGUUGGGGGUGUGAGCUUUGCACCUUUGCUUUGCUGUUGCACGAAAUUUGCAUCUGUGGGAGAGACAGUCGACUUGACACAGCCAAAUGCUGGGAGCAUCUCGAUGCAAACACUACUGGCGGGUUCGAAAAAUGACUGCUAGAUCAUUGCUGACCUCACAUUGAUUUGUUGCCGGCUCGUUCAUGAAAUCUUAUGUCAGCAUGUAAUGGAUCGUCUGCUGAAGAUUGUAGGUGGUCUAGAGAAAGCCAUUGGAAAAGCUGUUUUGUGGUAUUUACCUAUUACAAGGCAUUGGUACUGGCAAGUAUUGGCAUAUAGGGAUUUGUUUUCUUCAUUUGUGAGUAUAACGGCAUACAAAAUCGUUUCCAAUUUUUUUUUCUGUAAAUGUCCUGGCUAUGUAUAUAUUAUGUUAAGAACUACAAACCAAAUUUAGGGACACCAUUAGUGAAAAGGAUGGUCUUUGCCUGGUAAUAGGUGGUGCCGCAACACUGAUCUUGUGAUGCUGAAUUCAACGCUAGCACACACAACUAUAAUUGCAACAACCUGUUGGUAGCUGAAGUCCUCUUCACUACAAGUCUAGCAAUGUUGGACUUGCGCAAAUGCUGGAUAAUAGCAUUAAUAACAAACUUUAUGCAGACGUUUCAGUUUGUUGGAUGCCAUAAGGGAUCGGACCAUUUUUAAAAUUUAUUCAGUUGGUGCCUCCAAGUUGAAAGGAGAGAGCAGGUUGCAGUUGUUUUGCGAAUCUGGUUGUCUAGUUUAAGCAAGGUUCCCUAGUCAGAUGAAAAUAUUGCUGCCAGUUUGAAUACAGGUCCGUAGCUGUACCCGAGCUUGCUCCGGAUCUGUACCCGAGCUUGCUCGCAGUUGACUUAGAGUUGCUCCAUUUGGAUUUCUACUGAUCUGCAGACUGGUUUCGGAUUGUAACUAAUGCUGUUUGCAGCGAGCUGUUAUUUUGCUAAGACCUAAAAUGAUCCUAGUAUGAAAAAAAAAAUUCUGCAUUUAGAGGCUGGACCAGGGAAUGCCCAUAAAGAAUGCUUGUCAAAAAUGGCAUGCACUUGGCAUCAGUUAGCACUUGCUCCAGUUAGUAUGAAUGGUUUGUGUAGGAAAUAAGAAAUGUUCAUUAAGUUAUAACUGUUCCGGCUCAUCCGGUACACAUUAGAGAGCCUCAGCCUGUCUGUGACAUAAUGCAGUUUACGGAACACUGCAAUACUGGAUACACAGAGCUAUGCCGCAACACUGAUCUUGUGAUGCUGAAUUCAACGCUAGCACACACAACUAUAAUUGCAACAACCAUGUUUUAGCUGUCCCAUUUUACCUAAAUUGGCAUCCAUCUAGACGGCAGCAAGGAGCUACAAAGGAAACCCAUAUGGGUUUCCCAUAAAGCAAGCUUUGAAGUUGAAAAAUUCAUCCUAGUCUGGCGAUCAAACUCUGGACCAACGCUUUUCCCAAGUCUCUACCUUCUGAGCUGAUGGUGAGGCUACCAGAUUGCAGGGCGAGGGUAACUCUAUGUAUAGGGACACUUUCACCUUGCACGCUUCUGCAGAUCUGUUUUGUGGUAUUUACCUAUUACAAGGCAUUGGUACUGGCAAGUAUUGGCAUAUAGGGAUUUGUUUUCUUCAUUUGUGAGUAUAACGGCAUACAAAAUCGUUUCCAACAUGCUGUGGUUGAACAAAGCGUCGCAUGAUGGCACUAUCAAUGCUGCUGCAGUUGCUGUCGAUGUGUUCUUUUUUUGUUUCCAGUGUUCUGUUCACUGCGUUACGGAUGGGCAAUGACUAUAUUAUAAUAGCAACAGAUAAACCAAAUAAAGUGGCACUCGGAAUUGUAGCAAAAUGGACGAUUGAGCGAGGUAAUGUACAUUUUUAAAAUGUUUAAAGGGAACCAAAGGCACAGGAAGAACCACACAAGACAGGCGCUGGAAGCACAGUUGGCAAAUGUUCAUCGGUUUAUUUCGCUGACAGUUGUGUGCGUCGGGAUGCUUCCUGAAAGAUGCAAGUUGCUGGCAGCAGUUUGGUUUGCGCACCGGCCUCUUUGUGCUUUCAAUUUUGUUAAGGCUUAGCUUCAUCAGCUCAUAGAGCGAUCAGUGGCGACCACCACAGUAGUCCUCUUUUUUUUUUUUAAAUAACUUAUUCGAGCCAGCAUCAGAAGUACCAGCUCGCACAAGCAGAGAGCUCCGCUUGGCGCCUGUGUGCGUCGCUGUGGGGCUGCGUUUGUCUCUCUAUAUGGUACAUUUGAAUCGUUUCGUUGUCGUUAUUUUAUUAUUUUUUGUUAUGUUUAUCAUAUUUUUGUUUAGUACCUGUUUUUUUUUUCUCGGGCGUUCAUUUCCCCGGUGUUUUCUUGCCAACUCGAGCUGGUGGGGGGCUCCAGCGCCCUCUAUCCUCAGCACUUGACAGGUGUCCGACAACCACCUCCAUGCCCUUCCCCUUUCCUCACUCCCCCUCUGUCGCCUCCUCUGCAAGUUCCGGGGCACACGCACCCCCACCUUUGGUGGGGAUUGCAUUUUUUUGCUGUUUUUGGAUGUAGAGUCGCCCAUACGUAGCUAGUUCAACGAUGAAUCGGGCAGUGUUGGAAUUUUUCGUGGGGGAGUGUUAUGACGAACACCGUUGCCUGUCUCUCCCGCUGUGGGUGUGUAAUGUUGCCGGUGUGUGUGUGUGAAGAACUGUGUUCUCUCUAUCACAUUAUUUUGUUUUCCUUUCUUCUCUUGUGUGCUGCGCAAUGUGCACCGCUUUCUUCAUCCUGCUGUCAUGGAUAUAUGCAUUGUUUGUCGUCAUGCCUUUUUCAACCGCUUUGAUGCGGGAGACCACCACACCGGACUGUUGUCAUGCCCGCCUGUACUGUUCAAUCUCUAUCUCUUCGUCUUAGUUGUCUGUCUGCAACGGGCCGGGCCCUCUUUGCCAGCAGCCACGCAUGCGCACAAAAGCAGGUCGCUUGCUGCCGCCUUUGCAUCGAAAUGCGGAUCUGGGCACUUGUAAAAUAUCGCCAUAUUGUGAGCUCUGAUGUGCUCAGGGGCUACACAAUCUCUGAUUGGCCCGAAACACCAAUGUAGCAGAAUUUGAAUGUCCAGAUUUAGUAUUUUCGCUGCUCUGGCCAUGUUGAAUCGGCAAUCCAACGAUUGCCUCCAAGAAUGGGUAUCCGAAAUAGUUAAAAAUAAAAAGUAUAAGUACAACAUGUGCUCCUAACUGCCUCAAUGAUGUUGACAGGUUUUUUUUUUAUCCCUCAAUGUAGACAGCGUUUUUGUAUUUGGAACAGUGCAUGCAGAAAGCCAUACCUUUUAUCACACAAGUUUGUGACCUGUAUGGGAUGGGACGCUAACCACGUAUUGCGCAUGGAGAUUGUGUUAUUGUGCUUAUGUGCGAGACUGCAGCUAUUGCGUCAGUGAAACAGAAAUCCCGUUGUUGUCCACGACUAGCCAUGUGGCGAGACGGUCAAUGCACAUGCGCAGUUGGCGUACAUUGGAGACCAGCAGAUAAGAGCGGGAAGCUAAUACAUGGCCUCAGAGACUAGAAAGCUUGCGGCUAAUAACGGCGCGCAUCACCUCGGAGGCGAUAGCUAGCACUCAUGUGUGCAGUCUGUCAGUAAGCGUUAGGAUUUUGACCCAUAUAGCGAAGCUUAAUUUUUGAAUGGAAGUUCUGUUGUUUCCAAGUGAAGCUGAGCUUGACCGAGUGGCGAUUCGCAAAUAACUUUCCGACAGCGCUGGUGCGCAUGCGUGGUCGCUCGACCCUUGGGUGACCCUUCGACCACCGAGCUCAUUCCAAGUGUUCUUUCUCCUGUGUUCCUCACGUGUACGCGUUUGUCUUGCGCACGCUGGAAAUAAAAAAAAAAAAAAAAAAAGAAAGGCUGCCGCUUCUCCGGCAGCGGGACCGAGAGCCCUGGUGUGUUCAUUUGGCGCUCGACGAGCGGGCGGCGUCGAAGCAGGCUCUGCUCAAAUAGUCAAAAUAAAAAAAAAAUAAUGAAAACUGAA
Dermacentor silvarum is the source of this 7397-nucleotide messenger RNA. RefSeq names its product cAMP-dependent protein kinase type II regulatory subunit (gene Pka-R2). Bases 390 to 1541 code for a protein of 383 amino acids. Gene Ontology annotation, biological process: regulation of protein phosphorylation. The record is from RefSeq and is a predicted model, not a curated record. The transcript has 10 exons. Gene Ontology annotation, cellular component: cAMP-dependent protein kinase complex. Lineage: Eukaryota; Metazoa; Arthropoda; Arachnida; Ixodida; Ixodidae. Gene Ontology annotation, molecular function: cAMP-dependent protein kinase regulator activity.